Rhopilema esculentum is the source of this 504-nucleotide messenger RNA. Lineage: Eukaryota; Metazoa; Cnidaria; Scyphozoa; Rhizostomeae; Rhizostomatidae. The record is from RefSeq and is a predicted model, not a curated record.
GCGUCCCGAGUUUGUUAAUCAAGAGAUGGCUUAUGAAGCUAAACAAAAAGCAACCGAUUAUUGGCAUAAUCCAGUGGGACAACCAAGAAGGCAAAAAACAAUGUCUUGUUUUGAGGACGAAGAAUAUGAUGCAAUGGACUCGCACAAGUACUUUGGUCAAAAUAAAGACAGCAGAAAACCAACAGUUUCGAGGUACAAUUUUGAAUCACAAACUGAUCUUGGCCACUCUUUUCCAAAAUGGAGAGUCUCAGCCCCAAACUCAAACAGCGCUUCUGUAAGGACGAACAGAGUUGAAAGCCAAUUGUCUGGAAACGGAAAACGACGAAAGAAAUGGCAAGAAGAUAAUUGUGAGGGAUAUAGAGAUUCAUGGAAAACUAGUUUUGGUACUCCAUCAACGGUGCGUCUUGCUCCUUCGAAAAAACGACGUCUCACGUUCGAAAAGGAUCCAAGCUCAAGAGACGGACAAACACGACUUUCCUUUCGGUGAGAGACACAUGAACCAAC